Notolabrus celidotus (New Zealand spotty) is the source of this 5909-nucleotide messenger RNA. RefSeq names its product myosin heavy chain, fast skeletal muscle-like. The transcript is spliced from 39 exons. NCBI's taxonomy places the organism in Eukaryota, Metazoa, Chordata, Actinopteri, Labriformes, Labridae. The coding region runs from base 1 to 5814 and encodes 1937 amino acids. Gene Ontology annotation, molecular function: actin filament binding; ATP binding; cytoskeletal motor activity. Gene Ontology annotation, cellular component: myosin complex. The record is from RefSeq and is a predicted model, not a curated record.
AUGGGGGACGCGGAAAUGGAAUGUUUUGGCCCGGCGGCUGUAUACCUCCGGAAGCCAGAAAAAGAGAGGAUUGAAGCUCAAAACAAGCCUUUUGAUGCUAAAUCAGCCUACUUUGUGACGGAGCCUGCAGAGAUGUACCUUAAAGGGAAACUUACAAGUAAAGAGGGCGGCAAAGCCACCGUGGAGACGCUCUGUGGAAAGACCAUCACUGUAAAAGACACUGAAAUCUUCCCCAUGAACCCUCCGAAGUAUGAUAAAAUGGAGGACAUGGCCAUGAUGACCCACCUCAGUGAACCCUCUGUGCUGUAUAACCUCAAAGAGCGCUAUGCAGCAUGGAUGAUCUAUACCUACUCUGGGCUGUUCUGCGUCACUGUGAACCCCUACAAGUGGCUCCCAGUGUACGACGCACGUGUUGUGUCAGGAUACAGAGGGAAAAAGAGGAUUGAGGCUCCACCCCACAUCUUCUCCAUCUCUGAUAAUGCCUAUCAGUUCAUGCUCACUGACCGUGAGAAUCAGUCUAUCCUUAUCACUGGAGAAUCUGGUGCAGGAAAGACUGUCAACACUAAACGUGUCAUUCAGUACUUUGCGACAAUCGCAGUGGCUGGAGGUGGAAAGAAAGCAGACCCAACUCCUGGAAAAAUGCAGGGAUCACUGGAAGACCAAAUCAUUGCAGCUAAUCCCCUGCUGGAGGCUUAUGGUAAUGCCAAAACUGUGAGGAAUGACAACUCAUCCCGCUUUGGUAAAUUCAUCAGAAUCCAUUUUGGAACAACUGGAAAACUGGCCUCAGCAGACAUUGAAACAUAUCUGCUAGAGAAGUCUCGAGUGACAUUCCAGCUGUCUGCUGAGAGGAGCUACCACAUCUUCUAUCAGCUCAUGACAGGACACAAACCAGAGCUGUUAGAGGCUCUCCUCAUCACCACCAAUCCCUACGACUAUCACAUGAUCAGUCAGGGUGAAAUCACGGUCAAGAGUAUCGAUGACAUUGAGGAGUUCAUUGCCACUGAUACUGCCAUUGAUAUCCUGGGCUUCACUGCAGAGGAGAAGAUGGGCAUUUACAAGCUGACUGGAGCUGUGAUGCAUCACGGAAACAUGAAGUUCAAGCAGAAGCAGCGUGAAGAGCAGGCUGAGCCUGAUGGCACUGAGGUUGCUGACAAAAUCUCAUACCUGAUGGGUCUGAACUCAGCUGACCUUCUGAAGGCAUUGUGCUACCCCAGGGUGAAAGUCGGCAAUGAGUUGGUGACUAAGGGUCAAACUGUGCCUCAGGUCAACAACUCCGUGAUGGCUCUCUGCAAGUCUGUCUAUGAGAAAAUGUUCUUGUGGAUGGUGGUCAGAAUCAAUGAGAUGUUGGACACCAAGCAAGCCAGAAACCAUUUCAUUGGUGUCCUGGACAUUGCUGGGUUUGAAAUCUUUGAUUACAACAGCUUGGAGCAGCUGUGCAUCAACUUCACCAAUGAAAAACUGCAACAGUUUUUCAACCACCACAUGUUUGUGCUGGAACAAGAGGAGUACAAGAAAGAAGGAAUUGAAUGGGAGUUCAUUGACUUUGGUAUGGAUUUGGCUGCCUGCAUUGAGCUGAUUGAGAAGCCAAUGGGCAUCUUCUCCAUCCUUGAAGAGGAGUGCAUGUUCCCCAAGGCAUCAGACGUCACCUUCAAGAACAAAUUGUAUGACCAGCAUCUUGGCAAAACCAAGUCCUUUGAAAAGCCAAAGCCAGCCAAGGGCAAGGCUGAGGCCCACUUUGCCCUGGUUCACUAUGCUGGCACUGUCGAUUAUAACAUCACUGGUUGGCUUGAUAAGAACAAGGACCCUCUGAACGAUUCAGUUGUUCAGCUCUACCAGAAGUCUUCAGUCAAACUGCUAGCCUUCCUCUAUGCAUCACAUGCCUCAGCAGAAGCUGAUUCUGGUGCAAAGAAGGGUGGCAAGAAGAAGGGUGGUUCCUUUCAGACUGUGUCUGCAUUGUUCAGAGAAAAUUUGGGCAAGCUGAUGACCAAUUUGAGGAGCACACAUCCUCACUUUGUGCGCUGCCUGAUCCCGAAUGAAUCAAAGACACCAGGUCUCAUGGAGAACUUCCUGGUCAUCCACCAGCUGAGGUGUAACGGUGUGCUGGAAGGAAUCAGGAUCUGUAGGAAAGGUUUCCCCAGCAGAAUCCAGUAUGGUGACUUCAAGCAGAGAUACAAAGUAUUGAAUGCUAGUGUCAUUCCUGAGGGACAGUUCAUCGACAACAAAAAGGCCUCUGAGAAACUCCUGGGAUCUAUUGAUGUUGACCACACUCAGUACAAAUUUGGACACACAAAGGUGUUCUUUAAAGCUGGUCUGCUGGGUGUACUUGAGGAGAUGAGAGAUGAGAAACUGGCUGAGCUGGUCACAAUGACUCAGGCUCUCUGCAGAGGUUUCCUCAUGAGGACAGAGUUUGUCCAGAUGAUGGAGAGAAGAGAUGCCAUUUUCACUAUCCAGUACAACGUCCGCUCAUUCAUGAACGUCAAACAUUGGCCAUGGAUGAAGCUCUACUUUAAGAUUAAGCCUCUGCUGAAGAGUGCAGAGACUGAAAAAGAGAUGGCACAGAUGAAAGUAGACUUUGAUAAGACCAAAGUGGACCUUACCAAGGCUCUGGCUAAGAAGAAAGAACUGGAGGAGAAGAUGGUUACUCUGAUACAGGAGAAAAAUGAUCUGUUGUUGCAAGUUCAAUCUGAAGGGGAAAACCUCAGUGAUGCAGAGGAAAGAUGUGAGGGGCUCAUUAAAGCCAAAAUCCAGCUUGAGGCCAAACUCAAAGAGACAACUGAGAGACUGGAGGAUGAGGAGGAAAUGAAUGCCGAGCUGACGGCAAAGAAGAGGAAGCUGGAGGACGAGUGCUCCGAGUUGAAGAAAGACAUUGACGACUUGGAGCUCACCCUGGCAAAAGUGGAAAAGGAGAAACAUGCCACUGAGAACAAGGUCAAAAACCUUACAGAGGAAAUGGCCUCCCAAGAUGAGACCAUUGCCAAACUGACCAAAGAGAAGAAAGCCCUCCAAGAGUCCCACCAGCAGACCCUUGAUGAUCUGCAGGCAGAGGAAGACAAAGUCAACACUCUGACCAAGGCCAAGACCAAGCUGGAGCAACAAGUGGAUGAUUUGGAAGGUUCUCUGGAGCAAGAAAAGAAGCUUCGUAUGGAUCUUGAGAGAGCAAAAAGGAAGCUUGAGGGAGAUCUGAAACUGGCUCAGGAGUCCUUAAUGGAUCUGGAGAAUGACAAGCAGCAGUCUGAGGAGAAAAUAAAGAAGAAGGACUUCGAGAUAAGCCAACUCCUCAGUAAAAUUGAGGAUGAGCAGAGUCUUGGAAUCCAGCUUCAGAAAAAGAUAAAGGAGCUUCAGGCUCGUAUUGAAGAGCUAGAAGAGGAAAUUGAGGCUGAACGUGCUGCUCGGGCCAAGGUUGAGAAGCAGAGGUCUGAUCUUGCCAGGGAACUUGAGGAGAUCAGCGAGAGGCUGGAAGAAGCUGGUGGAGCAACAGCAGCUCAGAUCGAGAUGAAUAAGAAGCGUGAGGCAGAGUUUCAGAAGCUGCGUCGUGACCUCGAGGAGUCAACUCUGCAGCAUGAGGCCACUGCUGCCGCCCUCCGCAAGAAGCAGGCUGACAGCGUGGCAGAGCUGGGAGAACAGAUCGACAACCUCCAGAGAGUCAAACAGAAGCUGGAGAAAGAGAAGAGUGAAUACAAGAUGGAGAUUGAUGACCUCAGCAGCAACAUGGAGUCUUUCGCCAAAUCUAAGGGAAAUCUUGAAAAGAUGUGCAGGACAUUAGAAGAUCAACUGAGUGAGCUCAAAUCCAAGAAUGAUGAAAAUGUCCGUCAGCUGAAUGAUUUCAGUGCCCAGAAAGCAAGACUUCAAACAGAAAAUGGUGAAUUCACACGUCAGUUAGAGGAGAAGGAAGCUCUUGUCUCACAGCUGACAAGAGGAAAGCAAGCCUACACUCAGCAGAUUGAAGAGCUGAAGAGGCACAUAGAGGAAGAAGUUAAGGCCAAGAAUGCCCUGGCUCAUGCUGUUCAGUCAGCUCGUCAUGACUGUGACCUGCUCAGAGAGCAGUUUGAGGAGGAGCAAGAAGCUAAAGCUGAGCUGCAGCGUUCAAUGUCCAAGGCUAACAGCGAGGUGGCUCAGUGGAGAUCCAAAUAUGAGACUGAUGCCAUUCAGCGCACUGAGGAGCUGGAGGAGGCAAAGAAAAAACUGGCCAUGCGUCUUCAGGAUGCAGAGGAAUCCAUCGAGGCUGUGAAUGCAAAGUGUGCCUCUCUGGAAAAGACUAAACAGAGACUGCAGGGUGAGGUGGAGGAUCUCAUGAUUGAUGUGGAGAGAGCUAAUGCUCUAGCAGCUAAUCUGGACAAGAAGCAAAGGAACUUUGACAAGGUUCUUGCAGAGUGGAAGCAGAAGUAUGAGGAGAGCCAGGCAGAGCUGGAAGGAGCUCAGAAGGAGGCUCGCUCAUUAAGCACAGAGCUUUUUAAAAUGAAGAAUUCAUAUGAAGAAUCUCUGGACCAGCUGGAGACCAUGAAGAGAGAGAAUAAGAACCUGCAACAGGAGAUCUCAGACUUGACUGAACAACUUGGCGAGACUGGUAAGGCUAUUCACGAACUUGAGAAGGGAAAGAAGACAGUGGAGGGUGAGAAGACAGAGAUCCAGACUGCACUAGAGGAGGCAGAGGCAACCCUGGAGCAUGAGGAGUCCAAGAUCCUACGUGUUCAGCUGGAGCUCACCCAAGUCAAGAGUGAAAUCGACAGAAAAAUUGCAGAGAAGGACGAGGAGAUGGAGCAGAUCAAGAGGAACAGCCAGAGAGUGAUUGAGUCAAUGCAGAGCAAUUUGGAUUCUGAGGUCAGGAGCAGAAAUGAUGCUCUGAGAAUCAAGAAAAAGAUGGAGGGAGACCUCAAUGAGAUGGAGGUUCAGCUGAGCCAUUCCAACCGACAGGCAGCUGAGGCCCAGAAACAGCUGAGAAACGUGCAGGGACAGCUGAAGGAUGCCCAACUGCACCUUGAUGAAGCUAUCAGAAGUCAGGAUGACAUGAAGGAGCAGGCUGCCAUGGUGGAGCGUAGGAACAACCUGAUGCAGGCUGAGAUUGAGGAGCUGAGAGGUGCUCUGGAGCAGACUGAGAGAGGCCGCAAAGUGGCUGAACAGGAGCUGGUGGAUGCCAGUGAGCGUGUGGGACUGCUGCACUCUCAGAACACCAGCCUCAUCAACACUAAGAAGAAGUUGGAAACUGAUCUUGUCCAGAUCCAAGGUGAAGUGGAAGAUUCUGUCCAGGAAGCAAGAAAUGCUGAAGACAAAGCCAAGAAGGCAAUCACUGAUGCUGCCAUGAUGGCAGAGGAACUGAAGAAGGAACAGGACACCAGCGCUCAUUUGGAGAGGAUGAAGAAGAACCUGGAGGUGACAGUGAAGGACCUACAACACCGCCUUGAUGAAGCUGAGAAUCUGGCCAUGAAGGGAGGCAAGAAGCAGCUCCAGAAACUCGAGUCUCGGGUGCGUGAGCUUGAAUCAGAGGUUGAAGCUGAGCAGAGACGAGGAGCCGAUGCAGUCAAAGGUGUUCGGAAAUAUGAGAGAAGAGUGAAGGAGCUCACCUACCAGACGGAAGAGGACAAGAAGAACGUUGCUAGACUUCAGGAUCUGGUGGACAAGCUGCAGCUGAAAGUGAAGGCCUACAAGAGACAAGCUGAGGAAUCUGAGGAGCAGGCCAACAGUCACCUGACCAGGUACAGGAAGGUGCAGCAUGAGAUGGAAGAAGCUCAGGAGCGUGCUGACAUCGCUGAGUCCCAGGUCAACAAGCUGAGGACAAAGAGUCGGGAAAUUGGAAAAGGAAAAGAGGCUGAGGAGUAACAUUUGCACUUUUUGAGGGUGACAAUGAAAGUCAUAAAAUAUGAAUUUUCAUUGAACUGCUCUCACUUAACAUUGUAGAUUCAUAUUAAAUAAAC